Penicillium angulare is the source of this 4308-nucleotide messenger RNA. RefSeq lists its product as uncharacterized. The transcript has 2 exons. The coding region runs from base 1 to 4308 and encodes 1435 amino acids. Lineage: Eukaryota; Fungi; Ascomycota; Eurotiomycetes; Eurotiales; Aspergillaceae. The record is from RefSeq and is a predicted model, not a curated record.
AUGAACCAAGGAUUCCCGUGGAUCGCAACCUUUGUCCAGGAGACCCUGUCGGAGUACUUGGAUCGGAUCGACCAGCAUAACAUUGAAGUGAAAAAUGAUGGAGCCAACCUAAGCUUUGCCAAUCCAAAGCGGUCGUUCGUCGCGCAUGUACAAGAGUGGGGUGUGGAUCCCUCCGGGGAUGGUGUUGCAGUCUUGCAAGAUGUAGAACACCAGGUUGAUGCCAUUAUUCCUGAAGAGCUUUUAUCCCUGAACAAUAUCGACUUUUCUUCAAAUCAACCGAAGGGGUCCAAUCCUAAGCAUCACUCAGUCCGCCUACUAGACUUCAAGUUGGUCUGCGCCUACACCAAAAACCCGGCCCAGAUUCACCUUCUCAUCACCAAGUUCCAAAUCAAUUGGGAAGAUGGAAAGACGAAGAACUUCCAACUCAAGAAGAAGCUGAAUCGAAACCCCAAAGUCAAAUCGCUACUGGAAGCCACUCGUCAGCAAGCUCAGGGCAUUUCUAAAGCCGUCAAAUCUGGCAAGUCGAGGAGCCACAUAGUUGGGCGUGUCGAGUCCACACAGACUGAAAUCGAAAACGAACCAUUAUUAGGUGGUAACGAAUCGCAGCAAAUCUCUUCGCAAAUCCCUCGCGAUCAUCGUUUGCCGAAACAAAUAUCUCAAAUAUCACCCUCUUACUCGCGCGAGCCAAAUGAGUUACUUCGGCACCUAGGGUCAUCUUCUCCCAGAAUUCGCAGCAAUAAAUCUUUACAGAAAGUCGAGAAAUUUCCAACUGGCCGGAAUGACCGGAAUAGCUCAGCAGAGGCCCCUGUCAAUGACAUUGGCUCCGUCGAUGAUGAACGGCACCUCACCAUGGCGAGCUCAAAAACAGAAAAAAGUCGAACUCGGAGCUCUAAGGCCGGUUCUAUGGUUAAGGAUGCGCCAGGAGAGAUAUCUGAUGAUGAAGGCUCAAUCUCUUCUCAACCAAAAAAUGGAGCUGAUCGAUUAUCCAAAAAUCCCAACCCUUCGGCUUAUUCCACCCCGAACAAAACAACGCUCGCCGGACUAGACACCCAACGCGAGGAGCAGUCCCCUUCCAAAAAGCGAACUCGAGAAGGGAGGAGGACUCCUUCUCAAUCAAACAGUAAUAGAGAUGAAAAUAUCGACCCAGGGACAGGCAUCCCGCCAAAAAAGCGUCAGCGCACUAGCCCCACGCCAGAAAUAUCAUCUCAGGUAUCCCAAAGCAAGACGGCUGUUCAAAUAGGGACAGAGCCAUCAGUGGCCCAAGACGCUGUCACUGAUUUGUCCACGCCAGCUCGCUCGCGCAUAGUGGCAACUCAACACAGCCCAUGGGAAAACCUAAAAGGUCUCAAUGAGCGUGACGUUGCGGUUCCAAUGGACCAGCAAGAGCUUCUUGAUGACAACAAACUAUGUUGGGUUUCACCCCGAUCGAAUUGUUCCUCGCCUCAAGGCCACAUACCCUCUUUAUUGCUCAAGAAAUGGAACACUAUUGCCCAAAAACGCAAGCGUAACACGUCCACUCCAGAAACAUCACCUGAAAGAUUAAAUAGCGGGAAGGCUGCUCAAAAAGGGAUGGAUAUGUCGAUGGAUCAAGAGGCUGUCACUAUCUCAUCCACGCCAGUUCGCUCAUAUAAAGCUGUGCCAGCUGGUCCCAGUCCAUGGGAAGGUUUUGAUGAUAUCAAAGAGCGCGACAUCAUAAUCCCAAAAGACCAGAGAGAGCUUCUUGAUGACAACAAACUCUGCUGGAUUCCACCUAACCCGACUGAUCCCCGUCCUCAAGGGCAUGUACCGCCUUCGUUACUAAAGGCCUGGAACGACUCUGUCAACAGGCGCCAUCACCAGACAGAACUCCCCAAUGUUACCCCAGAAAGAUCCAUCAGCCCAACUCAAGAACGUGAUGGCUCUUCUACUACAAGUCGCACAACUGAGGAGUAUAGUGACUGGGAGGUUUCUCCUGAACGCUCUCCUGCACCCGCCCGUGGUCCCUUUCUCCCCCCGUCUAGCCCUGUGAAGCAACCCACUCUAGCUAAGAGACGGUCAAACCCAACGCCCGUAGAUGGCAACCACUCCGGUCGUUCAGUGAGCACUAAACACACGACGGAUGCCAAAUUAAAUGGCAAAGGACCUUCAUCUGGGCCUAGGAGCAAUAGAGGCUCGCCAGAGACCGCAGGCAGUUUGAUGCGCGAGUCACCAAAGCCUCCAAGGCCUGUUCCAAACCACAACCAACCCAAACGUCAAAGUAUAAGUUCUCGACGAUCUUCGCCACUAAAUGAGCCGCAAAAUCAAGAUCAUCUUUCACGGAUAUCUAGUACCCCAUCGCCUAAUCAAGAACUGGCUCGGAAAUGCCCUUCCCAAGCAACGUCCCUACAAUCCUCAGCUGUGGCCCAAGAAGACGAUUCAGAUGAAGAAUCCGUAAUGGAUACAUCCGUACCAAUAGCACUUGGCGAAAACAUUCCAGAGCCCACACAAUCCAGUCAGGUAGAGGAAGAAAUGACAAGCUCGGGCCAAUCGCUCCCCGGGCCAAAUGGGGAAUGUAUUCAAGUUGCCGUUAGCCCAUUAGUUGGCAACAAUCGCUUUCAUUGUGGCAUGUCGGAUACUAAUAUCAACGAACUUGGACAUACAACGGCCAAUCACUCCUCCUCUCAGUCACAUAAAACGUCUUCCCAGUCCCGUGUCCUUAACACGUAUCCUUCUCAUGAAAGUCACAACGAAGCUCAAUCUUCUCAUGAAACUUCGAACCCUGGAGAUCAGACCCAAGAGAUGCAAGUUCAAGUGAAUGUCCCUGUAACCCAGCUGGAGCCUAGCAGCAUGGCAUCACAAUGGCAAUCGCGAUCGCAAGAUGUUAUAAAUACUUCGCAGUCGGACAUCGUUCUCGAUUCAUCGGGGCCGGUUCAGCGCCACAAAGACAUGUUUUCUCCUGUCAAUCAGCCCCCGGUUUUUGAAUUGACAAGUCCCCGUGAUUCUGCUCAGUCAGAGCCACACAAUACAACUCAAGAGUCUACGGAUGGAACCCGUCCUCCAAACAAUCACAUGAGUUCUCCAGUGGUAUCCCCGCUUCAGCCAGUCAACACACCGGGAAUCAAACAAAAACAAGCUUUGUCCAAGGCCCUUACGCUUCCAGUCGGAGAGGAUAGAGGCAAAUACGACCCGUAUUUCAACACACAAAGCGCUCAUCUGCUAGCCCGCCGGGAAGGCUUCAUUAGCAAGAAUAAGAACCAAGCUGAAGCCCGAGAGGUGUACCAGCAAUUCUGCAGCUGUUACUGCUCUUAUUCUGGAGAUUUCGAUCAUUUCACAAAGAUGUGUAAGAAACUGUCUGAUUUACGGCAGCAAGGCAAGCUUCAGCGUUCAUAUCUUUGGGAUGAUUUUAUCAUAAUGCAUCUUCAUACUUAUCCCAGCUAUUGUGAAAAUGCGUUCAGUCAAAAUUCAAAGAAACUGAAUUAUGAGGAUUAUUUCCUAGACAUCUAUUCCCGGCCUAGUUUCAAGAAACGCAGUUUAACUCUCCGAGGCAUUGAAUUGGUCGCCUCACAGUUCAUUGAGAUUGAACCACCGCGCCCAACCAGAAACAUCUCACCAAUUCCAGUGUCAAGUCCACUCCAUGGUCUCGCUUUAGGCGUCUCUUUCACCAGCAGUCUGGUAGAUAAGUUUACGAACCUACAAACCCAUUCAUUCAAUGUCUUAUCUCCGAACGGCCCUCCCGCUGCCAAACCUGAAAUUGAGCGCUCUUCUCGCGCAAGCUCGGUGCAAAUUAAGCUAGAGGGGAACGAACCAGUGUUUCCUGAGCCCAUGGACAUUCAACCCUCUCCCGUGAAUGCCUACAACGAAAGACCUGUAUCUCCUACCGGUGAACCGAACAAUGAACCAACAGGCCAGAUUGAUGAGCCAGGUACCCCUACUAAGAUGGAGGCUGAAGUAACUGAGGAUGAUACGGACAUGGAAGAAAUACCUGAGACCGAUCCAGAGGAUAGUGACCAACAUGAUGACACUCUCCAUGAAACCGCCAGUGUUGAACUCGGCGACGAGUCGUUUGAUUCUGCAGCCAGGGGCCAGUCACCUACAGCGUGCGAUCCAAUGGAGGUUAUCUCCGGCGAGGCGAAUGGUAAGGAAGACUCGGAGCCAGAAAGCGACAAUGAGAACUGGUUUAUAUCACUUAGGCACAUGCGCCCCAAAAGGGGUGUGUGGUCGGAUGGGCCGACCGAGUUCAAGCGCUGGGCAGAAGCUGACCAAAACGUGCACAGUCAGCGUUCUCGUCGAGGAGGCUCCAGAGUUCUUCUAGAUGACAAUGGCGUGAUCCGGCGCCCCAUCUACCGGUGA